Messenger RNA from Mycena indigotica, 1212 nucleotides. RefSeq lists its product as uncharacterized. The transcript has 7 exons. The record is from RefSeq and is a predicted model, not a curated record. NCBI's taxonomy places the organism in Eukaryota, Fungi, Basidiomycota, Agaricomycetes, Agaricales, Mycenaceae. Bases 1 to 1212 code for a protein of 403 amino acids.
AUGCGCACUUCUUCAACUCUUUUGGCCCUCUUGAGCGCUGGCUCUGCCCUCGCUGUCCCGAUUAUGAAACGUGCCAAGCUUGACCCUGCAGCCACGGCGGAGGCUCAUCAACGCGAUAACACUGCGACCAGGGCCUUUACCGCGGUCCCAAUCAAGGCCUCCAACGGCCUCUGCUGGUCUGUCGACCCCGAAUCCGGCGACUUCCGUUCCAAUCUGACCCCCGUCACUCUCGUCGAGUGCAACGGAAGUCCCAACCAGAAGUGGGAUGUGAUUACCGAGGGCAAGCACACCAACACCCCCGGAAAGGCAAUAGUAGUCAGCUCUUUGACUAACGCCUGCUUGAACUUCGAUUCCCGCAGACCCGCUGGAAACCAGGUUCUUCUGUUCUCUUGCGGUGGACGUGCCGAUGGUGGAGGGGAGAUCACCGACUCGCAGCAAUUCAACUUCAGAGGUGUUGCUGGCGCGUUCCCGCUCUCCCAGGGCAACGGCAACAACGGUGUCUGCAUCACCGCCAAGAAUGGACGUCUUGACCAAAGCAGCUGCAACCCUGCAACUGCCUCCGGCGACCAAUUGUUCACCAUCGGCGAGGCUGGUGCCGCUGCUCCCCCUCCCGCUGCUCCCCCUGCUCCUGCUCCUCCCGCCAACAACAACCAGGAUAAGCCCACCAGCACGCCCUCUUCGCCUGCGCCCGCGACUACCCUCACAAUCAACAAACUCGACGAAGCUGGCACGGCCGAAGCCCAGAAGAAAGACAACGGUGCUGUCCGCGCGGCGACUGCGGUCCCGAUCAAGAGUGCAGACGGCAAAUGCCUGCGAGCGACUUCCGGAACUGGCGACUUCCGUAACAACCUUGUCCCUGUCGAAAUCGUUGAUUGCGAUGGCAGUGCUACCCAGCAAUGGGAUGUCAUCACUUCCGGCGCCCACAACAACGUUCCUGGAACUGCUUUGAUUGUGAACACAGUCAUUGGAGCCUGCCUCAACUUGGAUGAGCGUCGCCGCCCAGGCAACCAAGUCCUCCUCUUCUCUUGCGGUGGUCGUGCCGAUGGUGGAGGAGAGGUGACCAACAGCCAACUCUUCAAAUUCGAUGGCAAGAAAGCAGGCAUUCCCCUCGCUCCGACCAACCAGGCCAACACUUGCUUGUUCAACAACAACGGCCGCCUCGACCAACAAGACUGCAACAACAGCGGUUCUCAGCUCUUCACUAUCGGUUAA